AUGUUUGGGCUGGACCAAUUCGAGCCCCAGAUCAACAGCAGGAACGCUGGCCAGGGCGAGAGGAACUUUAACGAGGCCGGACUAAGCAUGAACGCCCACUUUAAGGCCCCGGCUUUCCACGCGGGGGUACCCCCUGGCCCCGUGGACCCUGCCAUGAGCGGGCUGGGCGAACCCCCGAUCUUGGGCAUGAACAUGGAGCCUUACGGCUUUCACGCGCGCAGCCACUCGGAGUUGCACGCGGGGGGGCUGCAGGCGCAGCCGGUGCACGGAUUCUUUGGAGGCCAACAGCCGCACCACGGCCACCCGGGAGGCCACCACCCCCACCAGCAUCACCCCCACUUUGGGGGCAACUUUGGCGGGCCGGAUCCAGGGGCCUCGUGCCUGCACGGGGGUCGCCUGCUCGGCUACGGCGGCGCUGCCGGCGGCUUGGGCAGCCAGCCGCCCUUCGCCGAGGGUUACGAUCAUAUGGCUGAGAGCCAGGGGCCGGAGAGCUUCGGCCCGCAGCGACCCGGGAACCUGCCGGACUUCCACAGUUCGGGCGCCUCGGGCCAUGCCGUGCCUGCCCCAUGCUUGCCGCUGGACCAGAGCCCUAACCGAGCCGCCUCCUUCCACGGCCUGCCCGCCUCCGGUGGCUCCGAUUCCCACAGUCUGGAGCCCCGGAGGGUGGCGAACCAAGGAGCCGUCGACUCGCUGGAAUACAAUUACCCGGGCGAGCCGCCCUCGGGACAUUUCGACAUGUUUUCUCCCUCUGAUUCCGAGGGGCAGCUGCCUCAUUAUGCAGCGGGUCGUCAGGUUCCCGGGGGCUCUUUCCCGGGUGCCUCGGCCAUGCCCAGGGCUGCAGGCAUGGUGGGCUUGUCGAAAAUGCACGCGCAACAACAGCAACAGCAACAGCAGCAGCAGCAGCAGCAGCAGCAGCAGCACGGCGUGUUCUUCGAGAGGUUCGGCGGGACUCGCAAGAUGCCCGUGGGGCUGGAGCCUGGAGUCGGCUCCAGGCACCCGUUGAUGCAGCCUCCCCAGCAGGCCCCGCCGCCCCCGCAGCAGCCGCCCCCGCAGCAGGCCCCGCCGCCUCCGCAGCAGCCGCCCCCGCAGCAGCCGCCGCCGCCACCGCCUGGGCUUCUGGUCCGACAAAAUUCGUGUCCGCCCGCGCUCCCGCGUCCCCAGCAGGGCGAGGCGGGCACGCCCAGCAGCGGCCUGCAGGACGGGGGGCCCAUGCUGCCCAACCAACACGCGCAGUUCGAGUACCCCAUCCACCGGCUGGAGAACCGGAGCAUGCACCCUUAUUCCGAGCCUGUAUUCAACAUGCAGCAGGCGCCCAACCAGCGGCUGCAGCAUUUCGACGCACCCCCCUACAUGAACGUGGCCAAGAGGCCGCGUUUUGACUUCCCGGCCAGCGCGGGAGUGGAUCGCUGCGCUUCGUGGAACGGCAGCAUGCACAAUGGGGCUCUGGACAACCACCUCUCGCCCUCUGCCUAUUCCGGCCUGCCCGGCGAGUUCACGCCGCCUGUGCCCGACAGCUUCCCCUCAGGGCCACCUCUGCAGCAUCCGGCCCCGGACCACCCGUCUCUACAGCAGCAGCAGCAGCAGCAGCAGCAACGCCAAAACGCGGCCCUCAUGAUCAAGCAGAUGGCGUCGCGGAAUCAGCAGCAGCGGCUGCGCCAGCCCAACCUGGCCCAGCUAGGCCACCCCGGGGACGUGGGCCAGGGCGGCCUGGUGCACAGCGGCCCAGUGGGCGGCUUGGCCCAGCCGAACUUUGAGCGCGACAGCGGCGGCGCGGGCGCCGGGCGCCUGGGCACGUUCGAGCCGCAGGCGCAGCACUUGGCGCAGGAGAGCGCGUGGUUCCCAGGUCCGCAUCCGCCGCCGGGUGACCUGCUGCCCCGCAGGAUGGGAGGUUCAGGCUUGCCCUCCGACUGCGGCCCGCACGACCCAGGACUGGCGCCGCCCCCUCCGCCCGGUGGCUCGGGGGUGCUGUUUAGGAGCUCUCUGCAGGAGCCGCUAAGGAUGCCUGGAGAGGGCCACGUGCCCGGUCUGCCCUCCCCUGGCCUGCAGUUCGGGGGCAGCCUGGCCAGCCUGGGCCAGCUGCAGUCGCCCGGGGCUGGGGUCGGGCUGCCCAGCGCUCCCUCCGAGCGCCGGCCCCAGCCACCUGAUUUCACGGCGCCCGCGCUCGGGGGGCAGCCUGGCUUCCCGUUCGGCGCAGCGAACCGGCAGGCCACGCCGCACAGCGGCCCAGGCGUGAACUCGCCCCCGAGCACGGGCGGGGGCGGCGGCAGCACGGGAGGUGGCGGCGGCGGCGGCGGCGGCGGGAGCGCAUACCCGCCGCAGCCUGACUUUCAGCCCAGCCAGCGCACCUCGGCCAGUAAGCUGGGCGCGCUCUCGCUGGGCUCCUUCAACAAGCCCAGCUCCAAGGACAACCUGUUCGGCCAGAGUUGCCUGGCUGCGCUCUCCACCGCCUGCCAGAACAUGAUCGCCAGCCUCGGGGCCCCCAACCUCAACGUGACCUUCAACAAGAAGAACCCGCCCGAGGGCAAGAGGAAACUGAGCCAGAAUGAGACCGACGGCGCGGCCGUGGCCGGCAACCCGGGCUCGGAUUACUUCCCAGGAGGGACUGCUCCUGGGGCUCCAGGGCCCGGAGGCCCGUCGGGGACCAGUAGCAGCGGCUCUAAAGCCUCUGGGCCGCCCAAUCCGCCCGCCCAGGGGGACGGCACUAGCCUCUCCCCCAACUACACCCUGGAAUCGACGUCGGGGAACGACGGCAAGCCGGUCCCCGGGGGCGGCGGCCGGGGACGGGGGCGCAGAAAAAGGGACAGUGGUCACGUGAGCCCCGGGACCUUCUUCGACAAGUACUCGGCGGCGGCGGCGCCGGACAGCGGGGGCGCGUCUGGUGUGAGCCCAGGGCAGCAGCAGGCGCCCGGCGCAGCCGUCGGGGGAAACUCGGGAGAGGCGCGCGGGGCGCCUACGCCUCACGAGAAAGCGCUCACGUCGCCGUCGUGGGGGAAGGGGGCCGAACUGCUCCUGGGGGACCAGCCAGACCUCAUGGCGUCCCUGGACGGCGGGGCCAAGUCGGACGGUAGUUCCCCGCACGUGGGCGAGUUCGCCUCAGACGAGGUGAGCACUAGUUACGCCAACGAGGACGAGGUGUCUUCCAGCUCCGACAACCCCCCAGCCCUGGCCAAAGCGAGUAGGAGCCCUCUGGUGACAGGCUCGCCCAAACUCCCUCCCCGUGGGGUGGGCGCCGGGGAGCACGGACCGAAGGCACCCCCGCCCCCGCUUGGCCUGGGCAUCUUGUCUACCUCUACCUCGACCCCUGACAGCUAUGGCGGAGGGGGCACGGGCCAUCCCGGCACGCCGGGCCUGGAGCAGGUUCGGACCCCGACGAGCAGCGGCGGUGCCCCGCCACCUGACGAGAUCCACCCCCUGGAGAUCCUCCAGGCACAGAUCCAGCUGCAGAGGCAGCAGUUCAGCAUCUCUGAGGACCAGCCCCUGGGGCUCAAGGGUGGCAAGAAGGGUGAGUGUGCCGUCGGGGCCUCUGGCGCGCAGAAUGGCGACAGCGAGCUGGGCAGCUGCUGCUCCGAGGCGGUCAAGAGCGCCAUGAGCACCAUUGAUCUGGACUCGCUGAUGGCGGAGCACAGCGCCACCUGGUACAUGCCGGCGGACAAGUCUUUGGGGGACGGCACAGACGAGGACAAGACGCUGGCGCCCUGGGAGAAGGCCAGACCCCAGAAUCCCAGCAGCAAAGAAGCCCACGACCUUCCUGCGAACAAGGCCUCGGCACCCCAGCCCGGCAGCCACUUGCAGUGCCUGUCUGUCCACUGCACAGACGAUGUGGGUGAUGCCAAGGCCCGAGCCUCUGUGCCCACCUGGCGGUCCCUGCACUCCGACAUUUCCAACAGAUUCGGGACAUUCGUGGCCGCCCUGACUUGA
Molecule: messenger RNA, 3918 nt
Organism: Rangifer tarandus platyrhynchus (Svalbard reindeer)
Lineage: Eukaryota; Metazoa; Chordata; Mammalia; Artiodactyla; Cervidae
Source: the annotation of a GenBank genome assembly